Messenger RNA from Staurois parvus, 1296 nucleotides. The record is from the annotation of a GenBank genome assembly. NCBI's taxonomy places the organism in Eukaryota, Metazoa, Chordata, Amphibia, Anura, Ranidae.
AUGAUCCUGGACAGCAUUGGCGUUGGACUAAUCGGAAGCACAACACACGUCUUCAACAUCAUCCUGAAAUAUUGUCAGGCAUACGGAAAUUCUUCCCAUUGCUCAGUUUAUGGACAGAAAGGCUUGAAGCUCUCCCCCACCCUGGCCGCGUAUGCCAAUGGAGUAGCUGUUCACUCCAUGGAUUUCGAUGACACGUGGCACCCCGCCACCCACCCAUCUGGUGCCGUCCUCCCGGCUCUGUUGGCAUUGACACAAAUGCUUUCCCAAGAAAGGCGAGUCACUGGAGAGGAGCUUCUGAUGGCUUUCAAUGUUGGAAUCGAGAUUCAAGGAAGACUGAUGGGCUUUUCCAAGGAAGCAAAUAACAUUCCUAAAAAAUUUCAUCCACCUUCUGUAGUUGGAACCAUGGGAAGUGCUGCUGCCUCUGCCAAGCUUCUGUCAUUAGAUAAGGAGCAAUGCUUGCACGCCCUGGCGAUUGCUGCCUCUCUUGCUGGUGCCCCAAUGGCAAAUGCUGCCACUCUGGCCAAGCCUUUACACAUCGGCAAUGCUACGAGGUUGGGCCUGGAAGCUGCUAUUCUGGCCGCUAAAGGAAUGGAAGCCAAUUCCCUCAUAUUGGACGAUGUUCCAGGCUGCGCUGGUUUUAGUGCAUUUUAUGGUGACUACCAACCUAAGCCACUGUCAUUUCCUGGAAAACACUAUGAAUUCCUUCUAGCGAAGCAAGACAUUGCUUUUAAGUCUUUCCCGGCACACCUGGGGAUGCACUGGAUAGCCGAUGCUGCAGUCUCGGUCAGAAAUAGAUUCAGGGAGCACUAUGGCUUUUUUGACCCAUCUGCAAUCCAGUCUAUAGUUCUCAGAAUCCCGAUCUCCAAAUACAUCAAUAGGCCUUAUCCAGAUUCAGAACACCAGGCCCGCCACUCCUUCCAGUUCAACGCCUGCACGGCUCUCCUGGAUGGCGAAGUUAACAUCGCCUCCUUCGAUGAUGAUAACAUAUUUCGAAAAGACCUUCAGCAUCUUCUGAGCAAGGUGGUGGUGGAGCAUCCAAAGGACAAUGAGGCCAACUUUGACAAGAUGUACGGUGAAGUGGCUUUGCUGCUGAAGAACGGGGAUGUGAUGGUCGAUAAAUGUGACACUUUCUAUGGCCACUGGAGGAAACCCCUGAGCAGAGAGUCCCUGCUGAAGAAAUUUGUGACCAACGCCAGAAAUGUCCUACAGGAUGACCAGAUCCAAGGGGUCAUACAGAUGGUGGAGGACCUGGAGAGUGUCACAGACAGUUCACAGCUCCCCCUGCUGCUUCAGUAA